Anguilla anguilla (European eel) is the source of this 1785-nucleotide messenger RNA. Its product is annotated as histone H4. Lineage: Eukaryota; Metazoa; Chordata; Actinopteri; Anguilliformes; Anguillidae. Gene Ontology annotation, molecular function: structural constituent of chromatin; DNA binding; protein heterodimerization activity. Bases 36 to 347 code for a protein of 103 amino acids. The transcript has a single exon. Gene Ontology annotation, biological process: nucleosome assembly. The record is from RefSeq and is a predicted model, not a curated record. Gene Ontology annotation, cellular component: nucleosome.
GGUCUGCUGUGAAGCUCUUGAGAACAAAAGAAAACAUGUCAGGUCGCGGGAAAGGCGGAAAAGGUCUUGGCAAAGGAGGCGCUAAGCGUCAUCGCAAAGUUCUUCGUGACAACAUCCAAGGUAUUACAAAGCCAGCGAUUCGUCGUUUGGCUCGCCGUGGAGGAGUCAAGCGUAUAUCUGGUCUGAUCUAUGAAGAGACCCGAGGAGUACUGAAAGUGUUUCUGGAGAACGUCAUCCGUGAUGCUGUCACCUACACCGAACACGCCAAAAGAAAGACUGUCACAGCUAUGGAUGUGGUGUAUGCUCUGAAGCGUCAGGGUCGCACUCUGUACGGCUUCGGCGGCUAAGUCUUUCUGUUUCACACAUCCGAUCUGUAAUUACCCAAAGGCUCUUUUAAGAGCCACCCAUAUUUUCUAUGAAAAGCAGCGAUUCCUCUUUUUUUUUUUUUUUUUUUUUUUUUGAUAUGCCGAGCUCAUUUACCAGUUUUCGCUGGUUUAUUUUCUGUUUUGCGCCGUGUGCUUGUAGCAAAUCAUGUCUACGUAGGAAAUCUAGCAGUUAAAUGCUUUAGAACUGCAGCCGCGAACCGCCGUCAAUGAAAGUCGCGGCAAUAAUCGCUCUGUAUCAAGAUUUGUUUUUGCGCUCUUCAGUUCACCUUAGUUGCCCAGUUUGUCCACUUCCAGUAUUUAUUUUAUUGAACUCAACUCUUGGUCUCAGUUUAGUCAGUGCAAAAUACAAAACAGUAUUUGACAUCUGGAAGAUAUGAGUGGAAUUCCCUAUAAGAAUAUUUUAUAUUUGGCACCCCUGGUCAAAUUGUGUUUUCUUAAAUCUAGUGCAAUAAAUGAAUUACUACAACUUCUGAGUUUACAAACUUGAACAUGACAUUUUUGCAAAUUUAAAAUCAAAAUUAGUAUUUAUUGGCCAAGUUAAACCAAUUGAGGAGGGGGGAUUUGAAUACAUUUUCUCAAUUUUGGAAUGAACUCCCCACAGAAGUCGGCACAACAGAAUCCCUUGCCAUAUUUUGCACAAACUGCAGAUCCACUGCUUAACGCUCUGCCUACUCCCACCCCGUCUGCCCUUAUUCAUUUGUUUUAAGAUUGUAACGGCUUACAUAAUUUUCAUAUUCUAGAUUGGCGUAAAUUUACGCGUAUGCAGCAUUUUCUUGAGGUCGCACUUAAUCACUGAUCUGCAAAUGUCACCAGUCAAUAUUUAAAUGUUUAAUCUUAAAAUACGAUCUGUUUAUUCCACCGGCCACAAUUUUACACAACCCUAUUUUUAAUUUGAUACUUAGGUGUAUUGCUCCCAAACCUCUGAUUUUUUUGGUUUAAAUAAGUCACUACGAAGUUCCCCAUAUUAAUUUGACUGACUCUUUUGUGUUAAAACUGAUCAGAAAAUGUAGUGGGAGCUGAAUGCAAUGCACUGGCUUGUGAUAGCACUACAAUACCAUUAACUAGUGUUCCAGUCACUAGAUGAGAAAACCUGUGACCGUUUUCUCCCCUGCUUGGCUGCUCACUGGGGGCAGCGGACAGAGAGCAAACGCGAAGUAAAAUGACAAUUGAUCAUAUCUACGUGUCAAGUGAAUCUGUAUGCAAGAACAUUUUAACAGAACUAAAACGUGGAAGGACAAUUGACAUCAAGCAUGGCAAUGCAAACCUUUGGGAAACACUGGACUUUUAAUAUAGAAGAUGCCUUACCUAAUGUAUUUAGGUUUUCUUGUUUAUGUAAUCGUUUGUAAUGACUUGUAUAAUUGAAAAACUUUAUAAAAAUAAAAAAACAGAGCAAACCUAA